AUGUCGCUGUUGCUGACCGCGUUCGUCGCUGCAUCUAUUGCUGUUUUCAGGUAACUUUUUCAAGCAUGCUAAAUAUAUAUUCACUUCCUUUUAACACAUUUGAAAACAAAGGUAAGUAUUUUAGUUAUUACAUCUGGAUAUGGACCUAUUGGCGGCGUCGAGGUAUUCCUGGACCCCUCGGAGUUCCUUUCCUCGGUAAUACUUGGAAUUUGCUUUCGCAUGAAAAUCCACCACCACUACAGCUUCAAAAAUGGACAAAGGUAAGAUUUUAAAUUUAUUUUCCAACUUUACAUCUUUUUUACUUUCAGAAAUAUGGAAAGACUUACGGUUAUACUGAAUCGAGGAGAAAAAUUAUGGUGAUCAGCGAUCCAGAAAUGGUUCAAGAAUUGCUGGUCAAGAAAUUUGACAAUUUUCACGGCCGAUUAGUGAGUUGAAUUAAUAAUUUUGCAAGUCAAAGAAAUUUUCUCAGCCGAAUCCUCUUGCCGAUGAUCCAGACAAGGCGAAGCGGACCAACUUGUUCAUGGCCCAAGGGAUCAGAUGGAAACGCCUAAGGGCCAUCGCUAGCCCUUCUUUUUCGAACAACAACUUGAAAAAGGUAUUUAUAUACUUCAAAAAAAAAAAAAUACAUGACUUACAGCUGAAAGAUACCGUCGAAGACUGCGCUCUCGAGCUGAUGGGACACAUCGAAAAGAAUGAUAAUGGAGAAUCUUUGAACCUUUUGAAGUGAGAAUUGCCUAUUUCUCUUUGAAAAAGCUUCUCCGUUUCAGGUUUUACCAAGAAUACACGAUGGAAGUGAUUGGUCGUGUCGCGAUGGGUCAGACCGAGUCCAAAAUGUUCAAGAAUCCGAUGAUCGACGUGUUCCUGAGGAUAUUCAGCAACGACCGCUGGUUGAUGGUUUUCCUGGCGACGUUGAUUCCCGGAUUCGUCGACUUGUUCCAUUUCGCUCUGGAACAUCUGCCGACAUCGAAUCCCUUCAUGAAGCUUCUCUUCGACACGAACCAAGCGAUCACUAAAAGGAUGAAAGAGAGGGAAAGCGACGCGGCGAAAGGAAUCGAGAAUCAGGAGCCGACCGACUUCAUCGAUAUGUUCCUGAAUGCUCGGGCUGACACGGACUUCUUCAACGACAGCAGAGAUUUCUCGAAAGAAAAUAUCAACUUUUCCAAGACCCUUACUACUGAUGAAGUCGUCAGCCAGUGCAUGGUUUUCCUGAUCGCCGGCUUCGACACGACGGCGUUGUCUCUAUCGUACACAAGUCAUCUUUUGGCUACCCAUCCUGAAAUCAUGAAAAAGGUUGGUUUGAAAAAUUAAAAGAGGAUUUACUCAAACGGUGAUCGAUGAAAAAACUACGAUUGAAUUACUGCCUGUCUUCAUUAUUUUUUUUCUGAAACUUUUGCUCUACUUCCUUAUCUUUAUUGAUGAUUUCAGGUCCAAAAUGAGAUCGACGAGUGUUGUCCAAAUCCAUCAGUCUCCUUUGACCAGCUCGCGCGGCUCAAGUACCUCGACUGCGUGAUCAAAGAGACCCUCAGACUGUACCCUUUGGCCACGAUCGGAAACAAUAGAAAAUGCAUGAAGUCGACGACGCUCGGAGACAUCUCCGUGGAGCAAGGAACCUACGUCUGGGUGGAUGCGUGGUCCUUGCACCACGACCAGAAGGUCUGGGGCGACGACGCCGACGAGUUCGUGCCGGAGCGCUGGCUGGAGACCGACGUCGUCAGGAACAACGCCUGGAUCCCGUUCGGCCAUGGACCUCGACAGUGCAUCGGCAUGCGGCUGGCGCUCAUGGAGGAGAAGCUUCUGCUCGUCCACUUGCUCAGAAAAUACGACUUCUGCACUGGUCCCAGAAACCGAAAUACCUUUGAACCUCGUCGGAAGAGCGACGACAGGGCCGGAAGCCGUCCACCUUUAUCUUAA
Caenorhabditis auriculariae is the source of this 1911-nucleotide messenger RNA. The record is from the annotation of a GenBank genome assembly. NCBI's taxonomy places the organism in Eukaryota, Metazoa, Nematoda, Chromadorea, Rhabditida, Rhabditidae.